GUAAUAAGGAAACAAGGGAGUGUAACGUGGCAUGAAUUGUAAAGGUGCCACAUACCCAAACUUGCAUGCUAUCCCUAAUACUAUGCAGCCACGCACCUAUUUGCCCAUACCCAUUCUCCAUCCUUGUCAUUCUUUUCCUUCACUUUCUCACUCAUUUUCUCUCUCUCCAACCACUCCUAUAAAACCCUUUUCUCUUCUUUUGUUCCCCACCUCAUCAACAUUCAACACCGCCUCCUCACUCACUCACUCACUCUUUUUCAUUCUCUCUCGUUAACAUAUAUUAUUCCCUUGCUAUAUAUUCAUCUGAUCUGAUCAGCUAAUCAUAUACAUAUAUAUCAUGAGUACCGGCGUUUGUUCUGACCAACAAAAGCUCCACCACCUCCUCCUUCGAGAUAUCAACAUUCCGCCGAGAAAGCUCGUCGGCCGACGCCACCAAGAGCUCGCUGCCGACAUGUUUUCAGGUGGGUCGCCGAGGUUCUCCCCCGGCCACGACGAGAGCACUCUCUUUCAGAAGUUCCUUCCCUACAACAACUCUGGCGAAGGAGAAUCCGACGACGACGGAGGAUCUGACCCGUACUCGUCCGAUCACUUUCGGAUGUACGAGUUUAAAGUCCGAAGGUGUACCCGCAGCCGGAGCCAUGACUGGACUGACUGCCCUUUUGCCCAUCCUGGAGAGAAGGCUCGCCGGAGAGACCCCCGCCGUCACCACUACUCCGGCAUGGUCUGCCCAGAUUACCGCCGCGGUGGCUGCGGCCGAGGUGAUAGCUGUGAGUUCGCUCAUGGUGUCUUCGAGUGCUGGCUUCACCCGGCGAGGUACAGAACCGAGGCUUGUAAAGAUGGGAAGAACUGUAACAGAAAGGUUUGUUUCUUUGCUCAUUCUCCUCGUCAGCUCCGGAUCUUGCCUCUUCACUCUAAUGGUUCUCCACCGGAAAUGGCUUCUCCGGUCACUUCCAAGAAAAAAAGCAAAUACCCAACAUCUCUUAACUCACCUAGUUCUAACCACUGCUGCGUUUUCUGCUCCUGCCAUAACUCCACUACCUCUUCUCCCACCUCGACUCUUCUGGGCAUUUCCCAUUUUUCGCCGCCGAUGUCGCCCGAGAAAUUUUCUCCUAUCUCCGGCUACAACAAGGAACAUUACGCCGCCGCAGCUUCCGCCGGCGGUCACUAUUCUGGACCUGGUAUUAGCUACAAGGAAGCGCUCACUGAUCUGAUGAGCUCCAUUGAGUCCAUGAAUUUCAACGAAGCUGCUUCACCGGUUUCUCCCAUAUCAGUCGCCGGCGGUGACCGUAGUCAUCCUUGGGUCGACAUAUUUCCGUUCAACACCGCCGACGAUCAACAACAGUUUAUUCUUUCACCCUCUACUCCGAGUUACCCAUCUGGGUCUGAGAAUUUUUUCGGUAGCGGCAGCAGUCCCUGGUCUAGCAAGAGGUACAAUGAUAUCGUGAACGAGAAUAAUAGUAACAAGCUUAAGCUCAACGAGGUUAACAAUGGUGGAUCGGGUUCGGAUCCGGAUCUCGGGUGGGUCAACGAUCUCUUGAUGUAGGAGGAGAGAAGAAGAAGAAGAAGGUCAUCAUACCAUGACAAUGCAAGAAGAUGCAUAUAUGGUGAUUUUCAGAAGUGUAUAUAUGGAUGCACCAGCCGUAUAUAUACAUAUGCAUGAUCAUGACUCUUAUGAUAUAUAAAUAUAUAUAUGAAUAUUUAGUGUUUGUUAUUUGAUGAUCGUUGUAUUAUAUUAAUCUUGAUUUGGAUUAUUACUACUAUUGUUUUUUAAAUUAAUAAGAUGUUGAAAUGAGAUGUAAUGUGAUGUGAUCUUCGAGUCCACUAGACUAAUGUUUGAAGAUGAUCACUACUUGACAAGUAAACUAUUGUAGUCUUGAAAAAAAUUUAGUCUUUUUGUUUUUUUUUUUUAAAUCAUGUAGAUACAGAGCUUAGAUUUGAUCUUUUGUAUUUUGAUCAAGACUUUUUCUAAAGAGAAAUGGAAAAUUGAUCUGUAUUUUCUAUCA
Molecule: messenger RNA, 2003 nt
Organism: Humulus lupulus (European hop)
Lineage: Eukaryota; Viridiplantae; Streptophyta; Magnoliopsida; Rosales; Cannabaceae
Product: zinc finger CCCH domain-containing protein 2-like
Exons: 1
Coding region: 338-1543 (401 amino acids)
Molecular function (GO): metal ion binding
Source: RefSeq, a predicted model, not a curated record